This is a messenger RNA of Papilio xuthus (Asian swallowtail), 1608 nucleotides long. RefSeq lists its product as uncharacterized. The transcript has 2 exons. The record is from RefSeq and is a predicted model, not a curated record. NCBI's taxonomy places the organism in Eukaryota, Metazoa, Arthropoda, Insecta, Lepidoptera, Papilionidae. The coding region runs from base 343 to 1608 and encodes 421 amino acids.
GUUUAUUUUCUUUGUAUUAAUGUUUAUUAUGUUAUAUUCUACAUCAUUUCAAUAACUACUAUUUGUUAUCUGUAAACUACUAACUUAUACCAAGGUAGAUGAAAAUAUAGUUGGUAGUUUUUGAAUAUUAAAAAUAAAGUGAAUUUGGAGUGUGGUCGGCUCUGGGCAGUCGAAUGUCGUCCGUCGAACGUACAGUGCGCACCCAUAUUGAAAAUACUGUGUUUCAUUUUGCUGCAUCGCCGCCAUCCUUUAUAAUUUUGGUCACUUCGACCCGCAUCUUGAACUGGUUGCAUCCCGUGGAGCUUAUUGUUUAUUAAUUUCGCGUGGAUUAAACGGUAAACGAUGCCAACGACACGGCGACAGCAGCAGGCGUCUGCUUCGGACCCUGCCCCGGAAGCAGCACAUCCGCCACCUCGUGGAGCCGAUGAUAUUAUUUCGCGAGGAACCCAGGCUGCCAAGGAGGAGACACCGAAGGGACCACCCAGCGCAAACACGUUCACAUCGGCAACGGCGAGGAGAUCGUGUGCGUCUUCGUCUAUCGCUAGACGGAAGCAAUUGGAGCAGAAAGCUGAACAGGCGAAGGCCGAGAUACGUAUGCAGCUCAUAAACAAGCAGCUGGAGGCAGUUCUAGCACAAUUGGAAGAGGAGGAGGUGGCCGAUGACGUCACCGAAAGUCGGUUUGUUGCAGACGAGCGUACGAGAGAAAGUGUAAGGGAAUGGUUGGACCAUAGCCAAGGUGAACCUUGUGCAGCCUUCGAGCCACGGGCUCGGAACCAUCCGACGUUCCUGACCACCGAGCGGCUUCUACAGGAGGCUACAUCUAACGUCCAACAACUGGCACAUGUACUGAAGGAGAUGAUGACCCAAAUCAGUUCACAGCGAGAGGACAGGCUCAUGAGUCGCCUCGCCACACCACGAGAUCUUCCCGAAUUCCACGGUGACUAUAUUGAGUGGCUUCACUUCAAGAACGCUUACGAGGAGUCCACAAAAAUAUGUCAGUUCAGUAACAGUGAAAACCUGUGGCGGCUAAGAAGAUCGCUUCGCGGCGCAGCCAAGGAGGCGGUAGCAGACCUGCUCAUCGGCAACACGGUGCCCUCGCAGGUGAUGGACACGCUGGAACUGAGGUUUGGACGCUCUGAUUCUAUUGUACACACAAUCACAACACGGCUAAAGAAGCUACCACCAUUACCCUUAUUUUAUCAAAGCAACUUAAUAGAAUUUUCAACUAAAAUAAUUAAUUCUGCUGCUACAUUAAAUGCAUUGAAUAAAGAAGAAUAUUUAAGAAGUCCAGAACUAAUAAAUGCAGUUAUAUUAAAAUUGCCCAGCACUUUGCUUAGUAAAUGGACAGACUAUGCUUACAGCAAAGGCUUAGAAAAUUUACCUAAGCUCACAUUAUUAGCUGAAUUUUUAAAACAAGAAUCGCAGAUAUUGCUAAGCGUUGGAACUAUUCCGCUAGAUAAUUAUAACAGUCAACAGACAGAAAUCAAUACACGAAAAAGACACAAUGUAUUUAACUUGAGCGAAGAUAAUUAUCAUGUUAUUGCACCAUUACAAAUAAUAUGUGGCAGCAAAAAUGAACCUUAUGCAACUCGAUGCAAGUUAGGUUAG